CUCACACUGCUCGAAGGACUCAAGACCUUCGCAUAUGAUCGUGUACAUCAGCGGCGGGAAAGGCUUUCGAUCGCUCUUUCACCUUGUAUACCUGACCUGCCCUGAUCUUUGAGCUCCCUCGAGCCUUCGCGCGCGGGCGUCGUCUUCCUUCACAUCAGCUCCGAAAGGCGCUCCUUUACCUCGUGGGCAUUGUCGGAAGGCGCACGCCAAGACUUGAGUGCAAAAGUUUGGGGCUAAGCCAGAAGACGAGAUUUUCGCAAGGGUUGCUGCGCGCGGAAAGACUAUCAAGCUAUUCGCAAAAGGCGUCUUGGACGGACACUCAAAGGCCCUGCUUUCAGCAGUCGGGUCACUCGAGAGGCUAUAUACACCGGUGCUUCUCAGUACCUCGAACCUAUCUGUGCGCUAUGGCAGCUCCACCACCCGGACCUCCGCCUGGUCCACCACCCGGCCCACCUCCUUCCAUCCCCGCCGCCGCCGCCGCCGCCGCCUCUGCCACGUCCACCUCUUCAUCUUUCAAUCCCUACCUUGCCCAUCAUGCCAACUCCAACGCUAGCAGCAGCAGCAGCACGAUCAACGACACCACCGCCAAUCCCCUCUCGGGCUUCAUCCCUCGCAAAGUGGCGGGUGCGCAAGCGCGCUCUGUAUUGGAGGGAAAUAUCAACCCCUUCUCCUCUACCGGUCUGAAACCCUUUUCUGCAAGGUACAAGAGCAUCUUGGAAAAGAGAAAAGCUUUGCCCGUCUACUCGCAGAUGGAUGAGUUUUUCGAAAAGUUUCAGGAGAAGCAAAUCAUGGUGAUGAUUGGAGAGACGGGAAGUGGAAAGACUACACAGAUCCCGCAAUUUGUGGCCUACUCGGACUUGCCGCACAUGCGCAAGUCGGUGGGAUCGGAUGGCGUGCAGGCUCCGCUGAUGAUAGCCUGCACGCAGCCUCGGCGUGUAGCAGCCAUGUCUGUGGCCAAGCGCGUGGCGGAAGAGAUGGACCUCACGCUAUCCAAAGAAGUAGGCUACACCAUCCGCUUCGAAGAUGCGACGGAGCGACGCACCACUUUCCUCAAGUACAUGACCGACGGAAUGUUGCUGCGUGAAGCGAUGAACGAUCACACGCUCUCGCGCUACAGCUGCAUCAUUCUCGACGAAGCGCACGAAAGAACUCUAGCUACGGACAUCCUUAUGGGUCUGCUCAAGGAUGUGGCUAAACGAAGAGAAGAUCUCAAAAUCAUCGUGAUGAGCGCUACGUUGGACGCCUUGAAGUUUCAAAAGUAUUUCAACGAUGCGCCUCUCUUGAGGGUUCCUGGACGAACUUUCCCAGUAGAGACGUACUACACGCCCGAGCCUGAACCAGACUACCUCGAAGCUGCUAUACGCACAGUGCUGCAGAUUCAUCAAGCAGAGGAUGAGGGCGAUAUACUCGUCUUUCUCACGGGUGAAGAAGAGAUUGAAGAUGCCUGCAGAAAGAUCAAGGCGGAAGCGGACGAAUUGUCAGCCACUCAACCGGACCUUUGCGGACCACUGAAAGUGGUGCCGUUAUACUCUUCACUGCCACCGGCAGCUCAGCAAAAGAUCUUUGAGCCGGCUCCGGAAAGGUUGAAAGCGGAUGGACCACCAGGUCGCAAAGUGGUGAUCAGCACCAACAUUGCAGAAACAUCGCUAACGAUCGAUGGCAUCGUGUACGUGGUCGAUCCUGGCUUCUCGAAGCAAAAAGUGUACAAUCCCAGGAUCCGUGUGGAAUCUCUGCUGGUUUCGCCCAUCUCCAAAGCUUCGGCGCAGCAGCGCAUGGGAAGAGCGGGAAGAACGCGUCCCGGGAAAUGCUUUAGAUUGUACACCGAAAAGGAUUUCGUUGGAGAACUCAUCGAGCAGACUUAUCCGGAGAUUUUGAGGAGCAACCUAGCUAAUACCGUGCUGGAACUCAAGAAACUCGGCAUUGAUAAUUUGGUCACCUUUGAUUAUAUGGACCCUCCUGCACCCGAGACCAUCAUGCGAGCUCUCGAGCUUUUGAAUUACCUAGCAGCGUUCGACGACGAAGGCAACCUGACACCUCUGGGCGAGAUUAUGGCCGAAUUUCCACUGGAUCCUCAAUUAGCCAAGAUGCUCAUCGUCUCGCCAGAGUUCAAGUGCUCCAACGAAAUCUUGACCGUUGCGGCCAUGCUGAGCGUGCCCAAUGUGUUUGUGAGACCCAACAAUCAAAAGGCUCAGGCGGAUGCGGCUAGGAACGUCUUUGCGCACCCUGAGGGUGAUCAUUUGACCCUGCUCAAUGUGUAUCAUGCGUACAAGAGCAAUUGCCCAGACCCAAGCACCGCUUCGAAUUGGUGCUGGCAAAAUUACCUCUCGUACAGAACCUUGCAACAGGCGGAUAAUGUCAGGUCGCAAUUGAGCAGGACGAUGGAGAGGUUCGAUUUGGACCUCGUGUCUACUCCUUUUGAGAGCAAGAAGUACUACACGCAGAUCAGACAGGCCAUCACUUGCGGGUUCUUUAUGCAAGUAGCACACAAGGAGGCGGCGGGAUCCAAGGGAAGCUAUGCGACGAUGGACGGACAAGUCGUUGCUCCUCAUCCUAGCACCACCAUAGAGACCAUGCCCCAAUUCUUGAUCUACCACGAAUUCGUCUUGACCACGAGAAAUUUCAUCCGCACAAUCACAGAAACGCGCCCCGAAUGGCUGCUCGAAUUUGCGCCGACUUACUACAGCCCGGACAAUUUGCCGGAUGGGGAAGUCAAGAGGGUCAUGCAGCGCCUCCUUGCGGGCAAUGGAUCGGGAUCCGCGUCUAGAGAGAAAGAUGGAAAAUCUAGACCUAGCAAAAAGGUCAAGAGAUAGGAGAGCAAGAAGGGGGAGAGGGACGCGCCAUCAGGGGAACAUUGACGAAGGAAAAAGCUCUUUGGAAUGAAGAUGCGUUGGCACAC
Molecule: messenger RNA, 2896 nt
Organism: Ceraceosorus guamensis
Lineage: Eukaryota; Fungi; Basidiomycota; Exobasidiomycetes; Ceraceosorales; Ceraceosoraceae
Product: P-loop containing nucleoside triphosphate hydrolase protein
Exons: 8
Coding region: 405-2810 (801 amino acids)
Cellular component (GO): spliceosomal complex; intracellular anatomical structure
Molecular function (GO): RNA helicase activity; RNA binding; ATP binding
Source: RefSeq, a predicted model, not a curated record